This is a messenger RNA of Etheostoma spectabile (orangethroat darter), 1073 nucleotides long. RefSeq lists its product as uncharacterized. The record is from RefSeq and is a predicted model, not a curated record. Bases 130 to 978 code for a protein of 282 amino acids. The transcript has 4 exons. Lineage: Eukaryota; Metazoa; Chordata; Actinopteri; Perciformes; Percidae.
UCUCCGGCUUACUUUCAUACCCAGAGAGGAACGUUGAAGUAGAACGCUUCAGUGUGACUAAUCUAUACCUUGUAUACCUUUUUUGUCUUUUUCCCUCAGUGAAGCCACACAAAGACGAGAGGAGCAGCUAUGAGUUCAACAGCAGCGAGCGGUUUUGUUGUCUUCCUUCUCUCUGUGCCAGUAAUGCAGGGUCAGAACUGGAAAGUGACCUACAAUCCUCCUGAGACCUGUGUUUUAAAGGGAUCAACAGUGGAAAUAAGCUGCACCUACAGAUACCCAUCCAGGAUAAAUGGCCGUGAUACCGCAGUUGAAAAAACAAUCUGGUUUACUCGAGUAAGUGGUCGUGAGCCUGUGGAUCUGAGAGCAGACUCUGAGUAUUCAGGCCGUGUGCAGUACCACUGCGGUAAGAACAGCUGCACUCUGACGAUCUCAGACCUGAGAGAGAGGGACUCCGCCGAGUACAAGUUCAUGUUCACCACAAACCAACCAGGUGGGAGUUUUGCUGGUGAACCUGGAGUACCUUUGUCAGUCACAGAUCCCGAUCUACGGGUUGGGGUGAAACCAAUAGUCCACCAGGGUUAUACCAAGGCAGAGCUGAGGUGUCACAGCGCUUGUCGUCUCCCUGAUCAUCCUUCCUACAUCUGGUACAAGAAGGGACAAGAAAUUGAAGCAGAAACGGCUUCUUUUACAAUCUCCUUUGAGUGGUCAGACAGCUUUUCCUGUGCUCUUAAAGGACGGGAGGACUUCCCCUCUCCUCCAGUGUGUGUAAAUAGGCAGCACUGCCACAGAGUGCUCUACACUGACAGAAGCAUCUGCGCCUUCAAAGGCUCUUCAGAGGAAAUUUCUUGCACGUAUAACAGUUAUGAAUCUAUCAAAUCUGCAUUCUGGUUCAGUCCUGGCCGUAGUCGUCGGGGCAGAAUCCUUCCCAGCCUGGAGACCUUAGUAAAGACUCCCAGUAUGCAGGUUGUGUUCAGGUAGAAACAGAGAGAGGACGCUCCACUCUGAGAAUCUCUGACCUGAGAGAGAGCGACUCAGCUGAGUAUCACUUCAAGUUCAUAACACCAAGCUUUGAA